Chanos chanos (milkfish) is the source of this 2233-nucleotide messenger RNA. RefSeq names its product folliculin (gene flcn). The record is from RefSeq and is a predicted model, not a curated record. NCBI's taxonomy places the organism in Eukaryota, Metazoa, Chordata, Actinopteri, Gonorynchiformes, Chanidae. Gene Ontology annotation, molecular function: GTPase activator activity. Gene Ontology annotation, cellular component: cytosol. The transcript has 12 exons. The coding region runs from base 283 to 1956 and encodes 557 amino acids. Gene Ontology annotation, biological process: positive regulation of TORC1 signaling; positive regulation of transforming growth factor beta receptor signaling pathway; negative regulation of transcription by RNA polymerase II.
AGAAAGAGGGAAAGAGUAGAACUGAGCAUUGUAAACAAAACAGAUUAAUUAAGUCUCGAUGACUUUGUGUUGAACAGCCUGUAAAGCGUCAGUGGAUUGCGGCUCAUUCAUGUUUUAACUGAUUUCAGAAGCGCGAGAAUGAUGAUUAUUUUUAGUCACUGAUACUCUGCGGCGGUCAGUCAAGUUGUACGGAGUCACAUUAGCGAUGGGUUGCUACGGCUACACCGCGUAAACCACAACCUGAAAAUCCGAUGCACUAAUUUCACACAUUUAACAGUCAAGAUGAACGCUUUGGUGGCUCUCUGUCAUUUCUGUGAGCUCCACGGGCCUCGGACCCUGUUCUGUACCGAGGCGGUCCACCCGCCCUCCCCCUCGCCCCCGCAGCACGGCUCUGCCAUCCCCGCCGACCGGGACUCCGACAGGGAGGGGGAGGGGCUAACCAUGCGAGCCAACGGCUCGGCCAAUCAGAGGACAGGCAUGUGUGAGGGCUGUCGCUCUCUCCCUGCGUCUCACCCUGGCUUCGUGAGCGUGGACAGCGAGACAGGAAUCCGCUACCUGAGCCAUCAGCACCCUCGACAGCCUCAGCUCUUCAGUGUGGUACGACAGGCCUGCGUCCGCAGCCUCAGCUGUGAGGUGUGUCCCGGGAGAGAGGGUCCGAUCUUUUUCGGCGACGAGCAGCACGGGUUUGUGUUCUCUCACACGUUCUUCAUCAAGGACAGCCUGGCCCGCGGGUUCCAGCGCUGGUACAGCAUCGUCAUGGUAGCCAUGGACAGAAUCUACCUCAUCAACUCCUGGCCUUUCCUCCUCCGACACCUCCGUCUCACCAUACAGAGCCUCCAGAGCACAGCGCUGAAGGUGUUUGACACGGAGCAGGGAGUGUGUCCGCAGCGAGCGGUCAGGAUGAACAGCGCCUUCUCUCCCGCCGUGUUUCCACACCAACGCAGCGGGAACGCCGCCCGAUCCCUCACCUCCCUCACACAGCACCCCAACCUCUGGGCCAGUUUACACUCCUCCUUCAGCUGGUUGCUGAAGGCUUGUGGGAGUCGACUGACGGAGAAGCUUCUAGAGGGAGCUCCUACGGAGGACACGCUCGUGUUGAUAGAGAGGCAGACAGAGCAAGAGGAGGAAAUGAUUGGCUGGGAAGGUGCUGAAGGAGGCGGGCCUAAGCCUCAGCAGAGCCAAUCAGAGGGCUUGCAGGGCAGAGACUUUGCGUAUGAGGAUGGCAAAGGGAAGGAGCUUCACGGGCCAAGGUUCAGGUCCCUGCGACAUCUGAGACAGGUCCUGGGGCCCACAGAGUUUCGCCAGCUGGCAUGGCACGUACUGAUGGGAAACCAGGUUAUAUUCAGAGGGGCGGAGCCUGGUCUCAUCCAAUCAGCGUUCGACAUACUCAAGACCUUGCUCCCGGUCGGCUGCGUGCGGGCGGUGCCGUACAGCGGUCAGUACGAGGAAGCGUAUCGAUGUAACUUCCUGGGCCUGAGCCCCGACGUGCCGAUCCCCGCCCACGUCAGCUCCUCAGAGUUCACUGUGCUGGUGGAUGUACUGGCUGUAGGGAAGGCCAGUUUGUAUCCCAGUGUGUGUGAUGAUGCUGUUCUCUCUCAUUACCAGUUCAUUAUCAGCAGUGCCAACACACAGCCGACAGACAGAGGUCCAUCUCUGUUGAAUAAACUGGAGGUGGCUUUGAGUAAUGAGAACCUGUCAGUCGACGUUGUCUCUCAUUGUCUGCUCUGUCUGAAGGAAGAGUGGAUGAAUAAAGUGAAGGUGCUGUUUAAGUUCUCGAAGGUGGACGGCCGCGGUAAGGAGGACACUCAGCGGGCCCUGGUGGUUCUGGGAGCCACGGGCUCGGGGGAGGAGGACAAUGUUCGGCUGCUCAAGUUCUGGAUGACGGGUCUCAGCAAGACCUACAAAAGUCAUUUAAUGACCGCAGUCAGAGGAGGAGAACGAACCCUCAGCCAGUGACACACACACACACACAGAGAGAGAGAGAGAGUGUGUGUGUGUGUCUGUGUGUCUGUGAGUGUGUGUGGGGGUAAAUCCGGUUCAGUGAAGGAAAACACAAGACCCUGUUAAAACAGAGUGAAGUAACCAAACAUGCUGAGACGUGUGUGUGUGUGUGUGUGUGUGUGUGUGUGGGAGGGAAGAAAAAGGCAAAAGAGAGAAACAGAGAGGGGGAUUUUUGUUACAGAAUGAUUAUUCUUUUCUUUUAAUCGUCCGAAAAGAACAAACGACAGCAGUG